GGGCUGAGGAACGAGAAGGCAGAGGGAAAGAGGGCUGCCCGAGAGGUCAAACAGUCGGGACGCUGGCGAGCUCGGGUGUGCUAGAAAAGUGCUCUUCCAGUGGCGUUCGAUAGCUGGAAGAAACGGUGUCUUUAGUGUUCAUUCUACUUGUAUUGGACUAUUGUGAUUUGGGAAUACAUUGUCUCAGGUCUCCACGCUAACCGGAGAUGCGUCAGCGCUGGCAUCGUCUACUGCUGGCCCUACCGCUACUCCUUCAACUAGCUGAUGUCGGCGUCUGUCUGCCUCGACAAUGGCCGGGGUUCGCCAAUCACAAUCACCUCUUCAAGCCGUUUAAACCAAAAAGGGCUCGGUUUGCUGCCCCUCUUCAGGGAUUCUCGAAUAUAUUUCAGACAAACGGGAUCAAUCGGUGGCCGGCAAAUGGAUUUCCGUCAAUGCAGACAAAGGCUUGGAAUGAGUAUCCGGGGGCACCACAACGGCUUCAGCCGAUCCCGCUGGCCCGUAACCACUACCACCACGGCUACCUCACUGCCUCACCGAGUCCCGCUCCCACCCUGCCGCCGCCGACACGGCGACAUCGAUUUGUCCCUGCCAGCAGCAUCCAGUACGGCAAGGUCCCCACUCACUUCAUGACAGACGCUGAACUCCACGGUCUAGUCUGCGUCCCCGCCUCGGCUCUUGGCUCAGCGCUGGCCGAACAUCGUGAUCACGUCACGCACCAUCGUGACGGCAGUGUCACCACUCACCGCACGGUGGUGGCUGGUUCGGACGGCACCACCAGCCACAGCACCAGGAUCACCAGUGCCGGACGCAAGGGGACAGUGGUGGAGACGAGAACAAAUUCCAGCUCAGGAGUGCAGAGGCACCGCCAGAGCGUUCAGGAUACGGGCACUGGACUGGUGCGGACGUCAACAGGUUCGGCGUUUUCCGAGGGCAGGCCGGGCCUGCCCAGCCACGCUGACGUCAUAACGUCUUCAUCUUCUGAGGGCAGCAAUAGCCAAUCACGGGCCUCGGCCUCGGGAUAUGACGUCAAUGGGGAGCCUCUCCCAGCCAGGUCGGUCUCGGAGUCAGCCAGCCAAGGUCUGGGUGGACCGAGUAUCCCGGUGCUUCCUCCUAUCGAGUCGCUUUCCUGGCACCCUUCGGAGGUGCCAAAAACAAGAAUACUCAGAGGUCCCCUCAGGUUCUCCGGUGGCCCAGGUGGAAAGGACAUCGGUGAUCUUGAUUUCUCGGCACAGUAUGAUGCCGGUCCUGGUGAUGCGGAGAGUGAAGAGGAUGCUUCUUCGUCAGAGGAGGAAGCAGAUCCAGAGGAUGAUGACCAGGAGUUGGAGGAAGAUGAAUCAUCUGAGGGUGAAGAAGAGUCCCAAGAAAAUGACAUUGAUUCGCUGAAGAGAAUUGAGGGCGAACCGACUUCGUCGUCAAUCGACUAUUUAAUACCACCUUACUCAAGUGAACCAAGCUCGCCUGGUGACAAUGAAGGAGCUACUGAUGACGAUGACGCUGGAGAUGGUGACGUUUCCCAGGAUGGCGACGCAUUGGAACAACCCGAAGACUCAACGAUGCUCGGGGACGACACCAAAGCACAGGGCGACGGAGAUGAAAGAGACGACGAUGAUGACGAUGAUGAUGAUGAUUAGUUACGACCGUCUUCAUACGUUGGCUUCCUUGUGGCAACCAAGGUGUACGCAUUGUUGAAGUUGUGAUGCUUGACAUGAUUUGUAGCUGCGUAUUUAAUCGGUGCUGUGAGCGCUUUACACACACUGAGAUAGGUCUGUUUUUUAUGUCUGUCCGACUUCGGGCACCGAUUUCGUAUAGCCCUACUUUACGCCGAUAAAGGCUUUGUGCCGUGAUAUGCAGUCGAUUUAGCUUGGAUUUAGCUGUAGUCAGUGGCCAGAUGGUGAUAAAAGCAAACAAUACCUACUAAUUGUAAAAGCAUCACGUAGCAUGACUGGAAUGUCCGAAUUGUUGUUGGUGCUAUUAAUUUCGACGCCGGAGCUUUGGCGUUGAUGUUUGCUUUGUAACUUUUUAUGCUAGUACAUACAUGUGAUUGUUUCUAAA
Molecule: messenger RNA, 2052 nt
Organism: Amphibalanus amphitrite
Lineage: Eukaryota; Metazoa; Arthropoda; Thecostraca; Balanomorpha; Balanidae
Exons: 7
Coding region: 207-1631 (474 amino acids)
Source: RefSeq, a predicted model, not a curated record